GUUGGUGGAUUUUAACCGGAAACGACGGGAUCGAGCUCCGAUUAGGGGAUUUCGUCGAUUGCGGGCCUUCAAAGUUCAAAUUAAAUUGAAAAAGUAAGUAAGAACAGAUUCUUCCAUCUGCAACGGUCCAUUGCACUUCCAUGGAAGUUGAAUCACAAUCAGAGUUCCCGUGCUGGAAGCCUCUCCAACGGAGGUUCGAUCCUGAUUCUCCCUUUUUUGCCUCUGGAAAUGUCGAGCGCGAAAUCUUAGCCAAACAGGUUGCCUUGGAUUUAACCGAAGAUGAAAAGCUACAGCUGCAUAAUAUGGCAGUUGAUGCUCGCAGUGAAAUCUUUUGCCCAAUUGUUGGUUGCGGUGCACACUUGAAAUCUCUGGAUGACUUUGAAGAUCAUUACAAUUCAAGGCAUACUGCCUCUUGUUCAGUUUGCCCUAGAGUUUACCCGACAUCACGCCUACUUAGUUUACAUGUCUCUGAGGCGCAUGACUCGUUCUUUCAAGCAAAAGUCGCGCGUGGCUAUGACAUGUAUGAAUGCCUGGUGGAAGGUUGUGGUUUGAAGUUCAAAAGCUAUAAAAGCAGACACCAGCAUCUAGUGGACAAGCAUAAAUUUUCUGCUUCAUUUGAAUUCUUUAAGAAAGCUCAUCCAUCUAAAAAACAAAGACAGAAAACGUAUCGUAAACAAGCCAGUCAAGGAAGGGAAGAAACCUCCAAAAUGGAAGUCGAGAAUGAAAUUAUGGAUGGCCUCAUUUCAGGAGUAUCUAAACUAAGUACUUCGGACUCAACUCCUUCGUCAAUCAGCUUUGGCCGGAGGCACACUCGAGGGUUAACAUUUGUUCCUCGAGCAGUUCAGCGAGAAAAAGUGUCAGACUCAUCAACAGCUGGAACAAAGAGAUGAAAGUAGUGUAUCUAGACCAAGUAUGUCUGUCAUUUCCAGCAUAUUUGCCUCCAGUUUUUGCUGCAUAGUUUUUACGGUUGGUUCUUCUCAUUUUCAUCUAAUAUUUGAUCAUUGACCUCAUCAAUGAUUGAUUGAUAUUCAUUUUGUAGUUGGGAUGUAAUUUCAGAUGAUAUAGGAAAUGGUAGGGGAGAUAUCGAGUUUCAAGAUGGCAGAACUGAUUCCUAUUUGUCUCAGUGGAGGAAUCAAUGUCGGUUGAAAUGGAUGGAUGCCACAAUGUUGAUAGUCAAAGUUAGCAAUGUCUUUAGAUGGAUUAGUUAGUUUGUUACGUACUUCAAAUAGACUGAAUAUUGAUGAAAACAUUGUUUGAAAUGUUUGAGUCAUAGAGUCUUGGGUAGUAAAUCACCUCUUGGGAUUAGUUGGACUCUUAAUCUUAACCGUGCUUGUGGAGAAUUGAUGAGGAUUGGGAAGGUAUUUAUUUAGCUUUUCUAUUCAAUUUAAGACAUAGAAUACCAAGAAACAGAACUUCACUAAGUUGGAAAAGUUUCCAUUGAGGGAACCUUGAUUUGAAGUUUCAAUAUUACCUUUUAGGUCUGUUAACAUUUCA
This is a messenger RNA of Cucumis sativus (cucumber), 1494 nucleotides long. RefSeq names its product zinc finger protein 511. Lineage: Eukaryota; Viridiplantae; Streptophyta; Magnoliopsida; Cucurbitales; Cucurbitaceae. The transcript is spliced from 4 exons. Bases 141 to 890 code for a protein of 249 amino acids. The record is from RefSeq and is a predicted model, not a curated record.